Messenger RNA from Olea europaea var. sylvestris, 1500 nucleotides. RefSeq names its product probable WRKY transcription factor 40. The record is from RefSeq and is a predicted model, not a curated record. Gene Ontology annotation, molecular function: sequence-specific DNA binding; DNA-binding transcription factor activity. The coding region runs from base 84 to 1298 and encodes 404 amino acids. The transcript is spliced from 8 exons. Gene Ontology annotation, biological process: regulation of DNA-templated transcription. NCBI's taxonomy places the organism in Eukaryota, Viridiplantae, Streptophyta, Magnoliopsida, Lamiales, Oleaceae.
GCAUACUUCCAUUCAUACAUUUGAUCAACUAACCAUACUGGUGAAGGCCAGAAAAACACAAUACAGAGUUCUUCAACAUUUCAAUGGAAACAACUCUUGAUAUUGACCUUAACACCAAUCCCAGAAGUAACCACAGUGAAAUUCCGAAUGAGGAUUCAGAAAAGGAAUUUGGUGGGGAGAGCAAGUCAUCGUCAAUGAAAGAAGAGUCUUAUAGCUUUUUGAUUCAGCAGUUAAAUCAGAUGAAAUUUGAGAAUAAGAAGCUGAUAGAAUUAAUCACUAUUGUGUGUGAAAAUUACAACAAUUUGAUGCAAAAUUACCCAGGAGAUGAACUCUUGAAAUCAAGAAAGAGAAAGGCUCAUUCUACAGAAAAUGGUGACAAUUCUGUUGGAAAAAAUGGAUUCACUUGUAGCUUAUGUGAUGAAGGGUCAUCUGGGACACCAAAUGAAAUUGUGUCAAAUGUUUCAAAGGUUCAUGUACGCAUCGAUCCAUCUGAUACGAGCCUAUCAAUGGAAACAACUCUUGAUAUUGACCUCAACACCAAUCCCAGAAGUAACCACAGUGAAAUUCCGAAUGAGGAUUCAGAAAAGGAAUUUGGUGGGGAGAGCAAGUCAUCGUCAAUGAAAGAAGAGUCUUAUCGCUUCUUGAUUCAGCAGUUAAAUCAGAUGAAAUUUGAGAAUAAGAAGCUGAUAGAAUUAAUCACUAUUGUGUGUGAAAAUUACAACAAUUUGAUGCAAAAUUACCCAGGAGAUGAACUCUUGAAAUCAAGAAAGAGAAAGGCUCAUUCUACAGAAAAUGGUGACAAUUCUGUUGGAAAAAAUGGAAUCACUUGUAGCUUCUGUGAUGAAGGGUCAUCUGGGACACCAAAUGAAAUUGUGUCAAAUGUUUCAAAGGUUCAUGUACGAAUCGAUCCAUCCGAUACGAGCCUAGUAGUAAAGGAUGGAUAUCAAUGGAGAAAAUAUGGACAAAAGGUGACUAGAGACAAUCCAUCUCCUAGAGCCUACUAUAAGUGCUCUUUUGCCCCAUCUUGCCCAGUCAAGAAGAAAGUGCAAAGAAGUGUUAAUGAUCCAUCACUUUUGGUAGCAACUUAUGAAGGCAAUCACAACCACAAAAAUCCUAAUGAAGAUGAAAUUUCAAUAGAAUUGUUAAAGGGAGUAAAUGAUAUCUCAUCCUCCAGCUUUGUCUCCUUAUCCAUGGUUGAACAAAUGGCAUCUACUUUAACAAGAAAUCCCAGUUUCACGGAAGCACUAGCAGCAGCAAUUACAGGGAGAAUUUUAGAUCAUGAAAUUGAAGAAAAUUGAUUCAAGAAAAUUUCAAGGAUUUCAAUCUUUAUUGGCAUCUGGGUUCAUUUGAGAAUGUAAAAUUUAGCCAAAAAUUGUUGAAUCUGCAUUGUUAAAGGUAAUGAAGUAGUAGAUAUUGUUUGGGAAACGGGAUUGUUGUCAAGUUUUGUUUCGCUUGUUGAAGACAGUAUAUAAAUAAAUAAACAAAUCUAUUUCUCAAUUA